Molecule: messenger RNA, 846 nt
Organism: Procambarus clarkii (red swamp crayfish)
Lineage: Eukaryota; Metazoa; Arthropoda; Malacostraca; Decapoda; Cambaridae
Source: RefSeq, a predicted model, not a curated record
AUGUUUCUCAGAGUUCAUUACCCAGCACUACUGCAAAAGAGACAGCACAUCAUCGCCAGCAGGUCCGACCUGCUCAGGUCACCCGGCUGGACCACUUAUGCUUGUCUGGAGACGCUGAUGAAAGAACCUGGAGGCCAGUGUGUGGAGGGCCUGCUACCCGCGGUGUACGAGGCCGCGCUGGUACACUCCGAGACGCACCACAGCGGCCACCACAACCCCACAGACCAGAGCACCUCUGCCAUCAUCUACGUCUCUAUCGUGGUGGUGUUCUACGUGGUGAUCAUCGCGGUGCUGGUGGGGACGACGCUCCGGCGGCGCGGCGGUGGCGGGGAGGAGGUGGAGGAGGAGACCCGUCACCUGCUCCUCUACGACGAGAAGACGGACUCCGUCACCCACACCCCGGCCGUGCCCGCCUCCAGGAUCCACGAGGCGGGGCUCCUCACUGUGUGAAGAGCGGCACGGAGGUCAUCACGUACAACACAACGCGCGGAAUGAAACAAAAAAAAUGCAAGUACACAAGAAUUUCUGAAGAGCAAGAGCUUCACAAUGUCAACAGAACAGAAAAUCAUCAGAGAGGAGCAAAAUAACUUGUGUUAGUGUGUGUUGGAAAGUUAGACGCUCGGGGCUAGCCUCACCAGACUUUGCAGGGUGACUGGUAUGUGUCAAGGGAUGGUCAUAGGUGGGUCGGGAUCUAUCCCCAUGCACCCACCUUUGCAUGAAAAAUCCUACUACUUUUCAGUCUCGCUAAAUGAAAUUCUGUCCUCACUAACAUUAUGCGGAUUAAGGGAAAAAGGGGAAGAGCAAAGAAGGUGAUGAAGGUUAAGAAAGUUGGUAAAGGAUAGGUUA